UUCUUGAACCGUCACCAUUCAAGGCCGCUGAUGUCUUUCAAUUUUGUCAGAUUUGUUGUGAAUGUCAAUAUGUCAGGGUCCUCAGUGUUUUAGAUGUUUUUUUCGAAAAUAUCCGAAAAAAUCUUAAAAUUCGGUAAUUCCCGGACCGAAAACUGCAUCUCCUAACCGCAGAGCGUCGGUUAUUUAAGGCGCCCGCAUGAGUUAAACCUGCAGACAUCAUCUCAACUCAACAUGGAUGACCUGGGACCAGAGGUGACCUUUAUGUUUCAAUUUGGGUUUAUCAAAGAUGCCAUCACAGUGCCCCAAUCCACACUAAAUCUGAAGACUAUUAAAGACUUAGCUUGCGAUUUUCUCAACUCGAAGGUUCCCGAUCAUGGAAUUAACAAGUUGGACGACAGACUGUUGCUGUUCAAGCACGAGUACAGCUCCAGCAACAUACUGCAGGUUAUUAACUCAGCUUCGGACAUUGUUGAUGGCACCCUAAUUGAAAUCGUGGUAACAGCUAAAGGUAUAAAUGUCGAUUUUUGGGAGCAGUUUUUCCAAUGUGCAGUUUCAGUUCCGAACGUUCAACAUUCAGAAGUGACCAUCGUUAGGCCCCAUGCUCUCUCGGUGCAUUCGUACAAAACGCCCACAUUCUGCGACUUUUGCGGCGAGAUGCUCUUUGGAUUGGUCAGGCAGGGACUUAAGUGUGAUGGAUGUGGGCAGAACUACCAUAAGCGAUGCGUGGUUAAAGUGCCAAACAACUGCUCCUUCAUGCUGUAUGAAGGAAAUAAGUCUGAAAGGCGUCGAUCGGCUAAUCUGCAGGUUCCACGGAGUCCUUCAGGCGGCAGCAACACUUCUUUAGCGUCUGGAAAUUCCACGCAGACUGAGGAUAGUGGAUUGAUAUCCCAACAUGGCCACAAUCGUUCCCCUUCACUGGGUGGACGUUCAACCUGGUUGGAUCGGGACGUCCCUUGCAGAGUCCUGCGUAUUCCUCACACCUUUGUAAUCCAUUCCUACACCCGGCCAACUGUUUGCCAGCAUUGCAAGAAGCUGCUCAAAGGCUUGUUCAAGCAGGGUUUGCAAUGCAAAGACUGCAACUACAACGUGCACAAGAAAUGCCUGGAAAAAGUCCCCAAGGACUGCACGGGAGAACUGCCCAGAGAUUCGCAAGGGCAGUUUGACUAUGCGGAGAGCUCGGGCAGCGACAGCCAGACUAAUCUGACUCUAGCCGAAGACGACGAGUCGGAGAAAAACAGCUGCUACGGCCAGGAGAAUGGCAGCACAAAGUAUAUCGAGGUGAUUCCAGUUCAUGAUGACGACAACGACUAUUCUCCAUCGACUUGCAGCUCGUCCUCAUCGCCCAGUGCCAACAUUCCUCUUCAACGAAUUGUUCAGUCUGUGAAACACACCAAGCGGCGGGGCUCCAAGAUAAUCAAAGAGGGAUGGCUGGUGCAUUUUACCAAUAAGGACCGCACUGUUCGAAGACACUUUUGGCGAUUGGAUACAAAGUCGCUAGUGCUAUUUCAAAGCGACACCAGUACGAAAUACUACAAAGAAAUCCCCUUAUCGGAAAUCCUGACGAUUGACACAGCCAGAAUUAAGCAGGGAGAUGUGAUGCAUUGUUUCGAAAUUCGCACCGCCAAUGUGGAUUACUUCGUCGGCCAGGAUCCGCUUCAUGAGCUGCAAGAUGGUAACAACGUUAACUUGCCGCCUCCGGAUAGCGGGAUUGGAGCCUACUUGUCCAAGAGCUGGGAAACAACCAUUAGGCAGGCAAUGCUUCCGGUUACCGGCAAUUCUGGAAAACCGGAUGAAAUGUCCAGCCAAAGCGAGGAGCAGAUAACCGACAUGAGCCAAAUCUACCAAAUCUAUCCGGAUGAGGUAUUGGGGUCGGGUCAGUUUGGCAUUGUCUAUGGCGGAGUUCAUCGAAGAACCGGGCGAUCCGUAGCUAUUAAAGUUAUUGAUAAGCUGCGCUUCCCAACCAAACAAGAAGCACAAUUGAAGAACGAAGUAGCCAUUUUGCAAAAUCUGUCCCACUCCGGGGUGGUAAACCUGGAGCGAAUGUUCGAAACGCCCGAACGCAUCUUCGUGGUGAUGGAGAAGCUGAAAGGCGACAUGUUGGAGAUGAUUUUGUCGCAUGAAAAGGGCCGACUCACUGAAAGGGUGACCAAAUUUCUGAUCACUCAGAUUUUGGUCGCGUUGAAACACCUACACAGCAAAAACAUCGUGCACUGUGAUCUGAAGCCGGAAAACGUCCUGUUGAACUCAGACGCUGAAUAUCCGCAAGUCAAGCUUUGCGACUUUGGCUUCGCCAGAAUCAUUGGCGAGAAGUCGUUUCGAAGAUCCGUAGUGGGCACCCCGGCAUAUUUAGCUCCAGAGGUGCUAAGGAACAAAGGCUACAAUCGCUCCUUGGACAUGUGGAGCGUCGGGGUGAUUGUCUACGUGAGUUUGAGCGGCACUUUCCCGUUUAAUGAGGACGAGGACAUCAACGACCAAAUCCAGAACGCCGCUUUCAUGUACCCGCCUAAUCCUUGGAAGGAAAUUUCUUCUGAUGCAAUCGACUUGAUCAACAAUCUGCUGCAAGUGAAGCAACGGAAGCGAUACACCGUGGAUAAAUCGCUCCAACAUGUCUGGUUGCAGGACUACCAGGCGUGGUGCGACUUGAGGUCGCUGGAGAAUCAAAUAAACGUCCGAUACCUGACCCAUGAGUCCGACGAUGCCCGGUGGGAAAAAUACAGGGCGGAGCAAUGACGAGAGAAAAAGUGGCUGCAUAACGUGAAGCGAUGUCUCAUCGGCAUUAAGUCUUGAUGGAGCAUCUUGUCUAUUUGCCCCGUAUCUGUAUGAUAGCGUUUCGGUAUUACCGCUCUCUAAAUUACAAUACAGAUGACCAAAUGCAGCCCGAUUGAAACGGGUGCAGGAUCCCAUUCAUUUAAUAGGUUUUACGUUUAUUUUCGCUUCUUCAAUCUUUCACCAGUCUAGUAACAGUUCAACACAAGGUGGUCAGCAAACGGAAACAACUAGAUCGGGUUUCAAAUAUAAAAUUGAUAUUCAUUUUUGAUUGGCAAUGAAAACGUGUUGAUUUCAUGGGUAUAUUCUUUGAAAGAACGUUCAUUGAUCUUUGUCCAGUGCUAACCACUCUUAUGUACUACAUAUAUUGUUUUUAAUCGACAGAAUGUUUUUAAUGCAAACUUUAUCAGUGGCUAAAUCGGGGACAUCCGUGGAAUGCAGUUUUUAAUUUAGGUACUUAACUUAUUGAGCUCAUCAAAUUUUUUAUAUUUUUAUAUGUUUAUCGACUUAGACUAAGGCGCGCUCGCAAUUAUUUGACAAUUAGUCUUCCAAUAUCUUUUGCCGAAUUUUUAUAAUACUCAUUUAAAUUAUUUAUUUCGUGUGCGUGGGUAAAGUUUUGUUACUAAAACUUUAGACACACACACAAUCUUAGAUUAAGAUUUUGGACUCUAGAACUGGUAGCUGAACGCGGUUUGGAACUAAAUAAUCACCUCUUUUAGCUCCCCAAUGGUUAUUUUUUUAACAACUCCCGGGCCAAUACCGACCAUAUUCUAAACUUACAUGUAAUUAAUUGCCUUAAGUACUAAAUAUCUCUGAGUAAUGGUUGUGUAUAUAAGUAGGUAAACUUAGAUAGAACUAGGGUUUUAAACAAUUUUCCAUUCUUCAACGCCGUUAAAUUCGCACAAUCCACUUUGGAUUGAAACGUUUUUGUGACGAAACCAGUGUUUUAAUGCUUAGAUUACAGUAAAGCUGCGAAACUUUCUCUUUUGUAAACGCUAUAAAAUAAUCUUUAAGCGUGUUACUACAAACGCUAAUAUUUGCUUCCAAAACCUGAAGCAUUUUGUGUUUUUGCCGACCUCAUAUUUUGUUUAUGAAGCAGAUACACAAUUUUUCAGUUCAGUCAAAGUACAUUUUACAAACACGGCCUAAUGCGUUUAAUGGGUAUUUCCGUACAAUGCCUUUAUAUCUUAUGGUAAUCCACGUGGCUAGCAAUAAUAUGCCCUGAUAUAAGUAGCACAAUUUCAUGUAAAAACACGCUUCAGUAUCCAGGAAGAUUCUGGGGAUAAAAUAAAAUUGGGCGUGUUCGUCUACUUAUAUCAAUAUUUAUCUGUUUGUAUUUUGUGAUGGCGUGGCUUACAAGGCUCUAUGAAGACACUGUGCAAUUUGGGUUUUUCCAAGUAAAUUUGAAGCUUUUUGGUUGUGAUUGUGUUAAAUUUGUCUUUAAAAUAACGAAUAGUAGGCUUUUCCACACGUUGAAAUGUUCUUGUGAGUUCCAUAUUGCGCUACAGGGACUAACACGUUUUAUAUUAAAUGUAAAUAAUAUACCAUAUGUUAUUGAAUUCAA
Molecule: messenger RNA, 4330 nt
Organism: Dendroctonus ponderosae (mountain pine beetle)
Lineage: Eukaryota; Metazoa; Arthropoda; Insecta; Coleoptera; Curculionidae
Gene: PKD
Product: serine/threonine-protein kinase D1
Exons: 15
Coding region: 232-2730 (832 amino acids)
Biological process (GO): protein phosphorylation
Molecular function (GO): ATP binding; protein serine/threonine kinase activity
Source: RefSeq, a predicted model, not a curated record